GUGAGCGGUCCGGUGGAUUUAUUUUUUAAGGGGAGGAGAGCGCACUCUAGAUCUACCUUAGAAAUUUUGCAAUUAGUAAAACAGAAACGCUAGGCGUUGAGCGACUGCAAUCUUUUCAUCUAGUUGUGACUAUCACAGAAAGGCUGGAGAACUUCCAGGGUUAGAAAUACCUGCCCUGUUGGAGACGUUGCAUAAGACGAAAUGUCUGCAAUCCAGGGGGAAAAAAAAGUGGGAGGGAAAAGGAAGAAGCAACCGUCUCUUGCCGAAGGAAACGUCUUCCUCGGAAAUGCACAAUUCCUCCAAAGGCCUGUAUGUGUUGCAAUCUCCUGGCCCUUGCAGAGGCUGCGAACGAAGCAGAAGAAGCCACCUCUCUCACGUGAGGCGAGGAAACAAGACCCGAGCCUCGCUCCCGACCCCUCGGUCACCCGCGCAGGGAAGAAGGAAGGGAAGAAGCAACCGGAGAGGAAGGAGGAGCGGCCCCGGCCCAGGGCUCCUUUGAUGCCCAUCACUGUGCAAGCCCCGCCCCUCACCCAAUAGGAAGCCUCGGCGGCUCUGACUGAUAGACCCGGCCACGAGUCCCUGCUAGGGAUGCGGCUGGGCUAGCACGAUGGGGUUAAUCACGGCUUCUGGACGCAGCAAGUUGGUGCCUUUGCCUUGACGCUUGCUCCGGACGCUCAGGGCAUUCCCUGCCCCGGGGCGUUCCUCCGGGCAUUUGGGGGCUUGGGGUUUUCUGCGUUUUUCUUUCGUCAGUCUCUGCUGCAGGGUUGCUCAUUCUGGCCGGGGAGGCAAGCAAGGUCUGGAUGGCGUAGCCGGGACGCGGCGGCUGCAGCUCUAGGCGUGCGGGCAAGCGCGGAGGAAAGUUGCAGCCCGGUUGCCUCCGAAGUUGUCCUCGCCUGCUUUGACAGAUCGAGGUGCUGACAAGUGUGGAAGACGCUGUUCUGAAGAUCUACAAUAGCAUCUUUUCAAAGGACAGACAUUGGCAUAAAGAACAGCAAAAGAAGUUGAUCUGAGAAACCCAACACUGCAAACAAUGACUUCAACUUAUAUAAUUCCUGUAUUUACUUUGGUGCUGUGGUAUUUGGCAUCGGCAGGUCCUGCGCCCACAAAUGAGUGUGUGUUGUCACCUGUCAAUAGCUCCCACCCUGUGCAAGCCUUGCUGGAGAGCUUUACUGUCUUAUCAGGCUGUGCAAGUCAAGGAACUGCUGGGUUACCACAGGAAGUUCAUGUUCUCAAUCUGCGAAGUCCCGAGGAAGGCAUUGGCCACCAUGAAAGAGAGGUCACCUUACACUUGAACCCAAUUUCUUCCAUUCAUAUCCACCAGAAGCCAUUGGUGUUCCUUUUGAAUUCUCCAGUGCCUUUAGUGUGGAAGGUAAAAACUGAAAGACUUGCCCCUAGGAUCCCAAGGUUUUUCUAUGUUUCUGCAGGCUCCAUUGUGCUGUUUGAAAAAGAAAACUUCUCUUCGUCAGCAAAGAUAGAAGAAAGGCCUCUCCCUCAGGGAAAUAAGCAUCUUUUACAGUGGGCCCAAAAGGCAUAUGGGGCAGUAACAUCUUUCACUGAACUCAAAAUAUCCAAAAACGUUUACAUCAAAGUGGGUGAAGAUCAGUUUUUCCCUGCAACAUGCAAUAUAGAAAAGAAUUUUAUUUCCCUGAAUUAUCUUGCGGGAUACCUGCAGCCAAAGCCUGCAGAAGGGUGCAUCAUCUCCAGUACUGACCAAGGAAAAGAAGUUCAUAUAAUUGAGUUAAUCACCCCAGACUCCAAUCCAUACAGUGCUUUCCAGGUGGAUAUCAUCGUUGACAUUAGACCAUCUAGGCCAGACAUCACACUUGUCAGGGACCUUGUGCUUAUCCUCAAGUGUAGAAAAUUUGUAAAUUGGGUCAUCAAGUCACAUGACGUUAAGGGGCAACUGGAAGCGAUUGCAGCGAAUAGUGUUGGCUUUGGAAAAGAAUCUGAACGUUCUAUGAAGAUGACUAAAACCAUAAUAUCUGAUAUUCCAUCCUUUCAUGAGAGUUUGAUUACAUGGGCUUAUGACCAUGGCUACAGUCCAGUCACUUCCUAUACAAAAGCACCUGUUGCUAAUAGAUUCCAUCUAAGGCUCGAAGACACUGAAGAAAUGAAUGAUGAGGAAGACCAUUAUCUUCCACCGGAGCUAAAGGAACUGCUCCGUAUUGGUAACCCAAUGCCUGCUCCAGUCCCACCCUUGAGCGAUGGCGUUAGUUUUCCUUUCCCCUUCGGUAGAGAGCAUGACAAGCAUGAAGGAACCCUGCCAUCAACAGAUAUGGUGAAUGUGAUGGGCGGCUUUGAGCAGCUACUUCCAAAGAACAAAGAACCAGAAGAAGUGCAGGGCAGCGUUGAUGUUGCUCUGUCGGUAAAAUGUGAUGACAACACAAUGACUGUAACAGUUGCAAAAGACUCGCUGGAGGCUAGUGGUUAUAUUGGGACACAGCUCUCACUGUUGGAUCGGACAUGUAAAGCUAAGAUGAAUAGGACCCAUUUCAUUUUGGAGUCAUCUCUGCAGGAGUGUGGAACAAGACAGAUAGCCUACACCCGAGAUAACAUUGUGUAUCUCAACUCUAUUGUUAUUCAGCUGUCCUCAGCAACUGAAACCAGUGGUUGGGCAGUUGAUUAUGAAGACAUGGAAUCAGGAGAUAAUGGAUUCCCAGGUGACACUGAUGAAACAGACACCACUUUUUCCAGCCAGCCUGAAAUUGUUGUGUUCAAUUGCACAAUCCAUCAACCAAAAGCUCCUAAUCCUCCCAUGCGCUGGCCACCUGAAACACGUAUGAGCAAUGUAUCCUUCAGCAUAGAACUUUACAAAACAGAUCUCUUCCAUAUCCCAACGCAAGGGAUCUUCUCUGUGGCAGUGAAUGGUCAGAUUUUUGUUGAGGUUUCUGUGACCAAGGCUGACAGAUCUCUGGGCUUUGCAAUUCAGACUUGCUUUAUCUCUCCAGAUUCGUACUCUGAUAAGAUGUCAGAGUAUAUAAUUAUAGAAAACAUCUGUCCUAAAGAUGAAUCUGUAAAAUUCUACAACAUCCCCAAGGCUAAUUUCCCUAUACCACAUGCCCUAACUGACAAAAAGCGGUUUAGCUUCAUGUUCCAAUCCGUAUUCAACACCUCCCUUCUCUUUCUGCACUGUGAAGUGACCUUAUGUACAAAGAAAGAAAAAGAUACUCAAGGACUGGCCAAGUGCAUACCUCCUGAUGAAGCCUGCACCUUCCUCAGUGCUGAUAUGAUCCUAACCAUGAUGCCAAAUAAGAAAACUUUCACCAAACCCCUCGCUGUGGUAACUCUUGAAGGGAAGCCAGAAGAUAAAUCUCCUUCCAGUUCAAAGCCUCCCGAGGGGUUACAACCUGUCUUCUAUGGCCUGGACACUCUGACGGUAGUGGGUAUUGCCUUUGCAGCCUUUGUGAUUGGCGCAUUGCUGACGGGAGCAUUAUGGUUCAUCUAUUCUCAUACAGGAGAACCGGCAGGAAGGCAGCAGGUACCUACAUCUCCACCAGCUUCCGAAAACAGCAGUGCGGCCCACAGUAUUGGCAGCACACAGAGCACCCCCUGUUCCAGCAGCAGCACAGCCUAACCCAGGGGGUGGGGUGCAAGUCCAAGGAGCAACAUAGAAGAGCAGAGGUUCAAACGGAGCUUGAGGUCACUUGCUUUGGAAGGACUGGUUUGGGAUCUUUGGCAGGGAUUUCCUUUGAGUUAUUUCCUUCUUUUUCUGGAUAAACACGAUCCUUGAACCUCUUGCAGCAAGCUAGGCUCACAUGACAAAGCUACUAUUUAUGUGCAGCCGUGGAUUGUCUAAAAGGGUCCACUGGCUCUCAAUGUGAAACACAAGCCAGUUUUCUUUUUCCAUACAUGCUGCUUUGUCUGCAGAACCACAGCAUUGGGUUCUGAAAUGGUCAAGAUGACACGAGGUGUCUGUAAAGGGAUUUCAGCCUCAUAAGCUGGGGGAAAGAAUUUAUUUUCCCCCUUCCCUUAUAUAAAGGGAUUCCAUCUCAUCAGAACAGGGAAGUUUGAUGGACGGAGCAACUUGCUUUUAAGAUCACUGAUUGUUCCUCAGCUACAUGCUGUCAUUUCACAGAAGCUUCUGUUUAUCAGUAGUAGUAUUGUUCAGUUUGACUUGGCCCGAAGCAUUUUACCUGCUGUCAUGUUGCCUGCAGCUUUGGAUGUUUGUUUUCCCCAAGUUUCACCCUCUGGUAGCUAGAAGAAUUGGGGGGGGGGGGGGGACAUUCCUGUACAAAACUAUGGGUUUUAAAUUGUUUGAUUAGAUGUUUCGAGUGACUCAUGCAAGCACCCAUUAAUACAUCUAGACAUUCCUUAAUGCAAGCCUCUUUGGAUCCAUAGUGCUGUAUAUUAUCCUAGUGCCAUUCCCAAAUGUUUUGUUAAUGGGAGCCUGCACUGCAGUCUUGUCUUUGUUCAAGAACAUAAUUAUUAGUUUGUAUUCUAAGCCUUCACACUACAGUGUGCAUUACCUGCUACAGGUAGUUUCAUAAUUGACAUAUAAGGCACAAGAGGCCCCUUUCAUGCAUGUGUGCAGUGCUGUCCCCAAUGUUUAAGGCCUUACUAGAUGAUCCUCUGGGAGUGCUUCAUCAGGAACUCUUGGAGUUGCUUCCCCCCCCCCUUU
This is a messenger RNA of Heteronotia binoei (common prickly gecko), 4618 nucleotides long. RefSeq names its product transforming growth factor beta receptor 3 (gene TGFBR3). Lineage: Eukaryota; Metazoa; Chordata; Lepidosauria; Squamata; Gekkonidae. The transcript is spliced from 17 exons. The record is from RefSeq and is a predicted model, not a curated record. The coding region runs from base 1031 to 3574 and encodes 847 amino acids.